This is a messenger RNA of Bemisia tabaci, 743 nucleotides long. RefSeq names its product ribosomal protein L28 (gene RpL28). Gene Ontology annotation, molecular function: structural constituent of ribosome. NCBI's taxonomy places the organism in Eukaryota, Metazoa, Arthropoda, Insecta, Hemiptera, Aleyrodidae. Gene Ontology annotation, biological process: translation. Gene Ontology annotation, cellular component: ribosome. The record is from RefSeq and is a predicted model, not a curated record.
AUCCUCAAAGACCAUCAAUUCCCGUCGAACUUCAAGUUUGGGCUGGCUGGGUCGAUGGUAUUCUGUCCCUUGCGUCGAACGCAUCCACGUUGUUGACAUCUCGAUCUGCGGUUCGGUUAUACUUGGAACAUUGCUAAUUUGUAAAGUUCUCUCAACAUUUCGAGUAUUUCUUGUUAUUUUCAUAUUACUGCUCAUCAUGUCUUAUGCUGUGUCGCCACAUUUGACUUGGCUCAUCGUCAAGAACAACAAUGCUUUCUUGAAAAAGAAGAGGAACAUCAAGAAACAUUUCAGCACUGAGCCUGGAAACAUACCAUGCCUUUCCUCUUUCAAAUACAGUGGCAUUGUCCAGCCUAAGUCUGUUCACAUUACCAUUCCGCAGGAUAAUCGCGGUUUUGUGGUUAGGACAAAGAAACCAGGCAGUUUUUACAAACCUGGUAAAUCAUGUGUCCGUGAAGUUAUCUCUGGUCAUGCUAGAUCUUCUCUGAAGAAGUUGAGGAAUAAAUUGCAGAAGAACAGAUAUCGCCAAGAAUUGACCAGGAUGGCAUUGUGCAAAGCUAGUGCAUUCCUUGAAUCACAGAAAGGAUUGAAGGCAUCCAAGGGCAAGAAAAAGAAGGGGAAAGGAAAGGACAAAGAAAAGAAACAACCACGAGUAAAGAAAACUAAACCAGCAACAUCCUAGAGGAAUUGUGACAGUUUUUUUAUGAUUUUGAUUUGUAAAAAAAUAAAAGUUGGAAAAAACCAGU